GUAUUGAUUACUGUUGUCAUUGGCAACCUUAAGUAAUGAGCUGCAUGACCUUCUCUGUGAACGGCGGCGAUAGUGAUGACCUGAAUGUGUAUCUUAGCUCAAGAAUGCGAAAGUUCGCUUGAAGUUUUUACAGGAAAUCAUCUGCAAGACAUGGAUCGAUAAUUUAGUCUUAGAAGAAACAUUGGAUCAAACAUAUUUAUUGAAUUCAAUUAUAAAAACAUUACAAACUCAGUUUGAACAAUUAAUCCGUUUUGUGAAGAAAAAAAGAACUGCCAGGAUAUAAUCGACAUUCGAUCCUCCCAGCUACAGCUGAAUAAUGUAGGCAGUUCACUUUCAUUUUGUCCCCUACAUUCUGAACUUUUUUCUGACUGCAAAUAUGUGGGGAAUAGAAGGCCAAGACAUCUAUAGGCUGGACUUUGGAAUAUUCUAGAGAAGUGUUACAGUUCUGGUUCGUUUUCUUAAAAGAACAUGACGAUGGAGAAAUACGAAAACUUGGGUUUAGUAGGAGAAGGGAGCUAUGGAAUGGUGCUAAAAUGCAAACAUAAGGAAACCAAUCAAACUGUUGCUAUCAAAAAAUUUCUCGAGAGUGAGGAUGAUAAAAUGGUGAAAAAAAUUGCCAUGCGGGAGGUUAGAAUGUUAAAGCAAUUAAGACACGAAAACCUAGUGAAUCUCAUCGAAGUUUUCCGGCGUAAAAAGCGUUUGUAUUUAGUUUUCGAAUUUGUAGAUCAUACGGUACUAGACGAACUUGAACGAUAUCCAAGCGGCCUUGAUGAAAUCAUGGUGAAGAAGUGUUUAUGGCAAAUCUUAAAAGGCAUAGAUUUCUGUCACAAUCACAAUAUUAUUCAUCGGGACAUCAAGCCAGAGAAUAUACUAGUCUCCAAAUCGGGUGUCGUCAAACUCUGUGAUUUUGGGUUUGCUCGAACCUUAGCGGCCCCUGGGGAAGUGUACACAGAUUACGUAGCUACCCGAUGGUACAGGUCGCCAGAACUUCUUGUUGGAGACACAAAAUAUGGAAAAGCUGUAGAUAUUUGGGCCGUUGGAUGUUUACAAGCUGAGAUGUUGACUGGCGAGCCCCUGUUUCCUGGCGACAGUGAUAUUGAUCAGUUAUUUCACAUCAUAAAGUGUUUUGGUAAUCUAACCCAGAGACAUAAAGAAGUUUUUAUUAAGAAUCCGCUGUUUGUAGGGAUGCGGCUACCAGAGGUCAAGACGGUGGAACCAUUAGAAAAAAGAUUCCCCAAGUUGUCUUCUUUGUCUAUUAGUAUAAUGAAGAGCUGUUUACAGCUGGAGCCAGACAAUAGGCCUACUUGUAGUCAACUACUGAAGCAUGAAUACUUCAAGAAAGAUGGCUUCUCUGACCGUUACCCGGCAGAGUUACGUGCCAAGAUUCAGAAAGAGAUACAGGAUAAUCCAUUACUACGGGAAGGCCGAAGUGACGGCAACAGUGCCGAUGAAAAAAAGAAAUCAAAGCGAAGUAAAAAGCACGAUGCCAGUCUAGAUAAGGAACGAGAACGACAUAGGAAAAAGCAUGCAGAGUCAGAAAAAUUAAGGAGGGCUUCAGUCGAUACUGUGGCUGUGGAAGAAAGACAAACCAAGUCUUCACCAGAGAAAAUUAAGGAUAUUUAUGGAAGCGAGUCACUGCAUGAUACACAGCACAAGUCCAGCACAACUCUCCACCAGCAUUCCACCCCCUCUGCCAACAAAGGGGGAUCCCCGAUCCCACCGAUCAGCCACAAUGGACCCACCAAUCAUGUAUCACAAGGGCCUAGCCUAGCAACGGUCAACACAUUGAGUAUGGGCUCCGUGUCUCGGGGCAUAAACUAUUCAAAUAGUGGUCCCCCUCCUUUAAGAGUGAAUGAAAAGUUGAAGAAACCCAACAACAACCCUCUGUAUAAAAAGUCACAAGCAGUCCCGUCGCACCACAGCACCAGCUUGACAACGCAAGUACAGAGUGAAAAGAGCGCCCUCCAUGAGAAAACUAUGCAGCUAGACAAAAUGACGUUCAGUCAACGAAAGAAAGGUAACUCAUCGCCACGACAAGAGAUAACCUACACACACCUACCAAACUUAAAAGGCGCUGAAACACCACAUAAACCAGAGAGGAAAGCCAAGCCAAGUAAGAGCCUACAUGGUACCACGAUGCCUUCCAUAUCAACCAUGGACCAGCGCCAUGACAGCAAGUCACCGAACUCCCCAGACGACCGAUAUAAAUCCAACCUGCCAGCUGUUUAGAUUUAAAAUCCCCACUGCAAAAAUCCUCAUCUAAAAAAUGUGCUAGAUUAUAAUAAAUGUACAUAAACUACUAAAUAUAUCAUUCUCUAUUUUUAUUUUCUCUUUUGGCUUUUGUAAAUAUUUAUUAUUACAUUUUUAUUUAUGAUACAUAUAAUAUUUAGUUGACGCGUCUGUGAAACAGAUAGGAAUGGAAAUGAUUCCUGGGGGUUUUUUUUCCUUUUAAUAUACACUUGCGGCUGAAAUUUUUUGCAAUACUUUUUUAAAAAUUUCAAUAGUUAGAAUUAAGAAUUAUAUUCUUUAUAAUUGGAAAACAAAUUCUAAUUUCUUCUUGAUACCAAAUUUGAUAAAUUCUGGCAACACAAGUCUAAUAUAAUUUUUUUUAAAAUAAUACAUACUCCUUGGAGUAUGUUAUUCUGUCAUCUGAAAAUAAUCAGUGGACCCUCUGGUUUUUGAAGUCUAUCUUCCCUAUUUUCUGUAAGAGGGCGACAUUGAAAUAGUCUAUAGGCCUCCCGCUCCAACAUUGGCAUCUGUUUUAUACUGUAUUUAAUAUACAGUACCUGUGUAAUAAUGAGUUAUAACUGAAUUAUAGGUGUAGAAUUCUACAAUUAAUAUGCCAUGUCAUUUUCCUCAAGCCUGUAUAUUUCAGGUGAAACAAAGAAUGCAAAAUGUUUUUACAACAUUGGUAAUAUCGUAUUAUGAAGUAGAUUAUUUUCUUGAAUGUAUUUUUGUUAUUUAACCUUGUUUAAGAUGAUUAGUAAAGAAAUUUUUAAUUUAUGAAAGGAAAUCCAUGUGGCAUGAAUAAUGAAGUAAUGGAAGAAUGAAACCAGCAUUUAAAUAAAUUAUGCGCAAUACUAUUUUGUUAGGUUAACAAGGAGACAAUACUUAUUUUGAUUAGUGAUUCUUGUAUGUUAAAUAUCCAGGUACUUCAGUAGUGGCUCAAAAAACAUUAUUCAUGAUAGCUUUAUCCCUUACAUUUGCACAAACAAUACAAAUAAUUAAUUGCCAUAUAAAAGGAAAAAAAACACAAAUUUUAUUUUAUAAUUUGUCAGGGUCUUAGCAAGAAUAUGUCCUUUGGAUAGGAAAAUGUUAAAUUUUAAAAUACUGAAAUUUAAAUUUUUAAAAUUUGUACUAACUUCUUGUCAUCAUAUGUCUUUAUUAGCAUUAUCAUAUACAGUAUUUAAUCUGAUUACCAAUUCAACUAACAGAGAUUACAGGUUCACUUUAUUUUUAAAUACUUUUGUUAACCAUUGUUACUUUUAUCUUGCUUUAUAAGUUGUACGUAAUUCCAUAUAAUGAUUUUUGUUUAAACUUUUAUAUUAUUUGUAAGGAAUUUGAUUGAUGUGUGCAAUUUUUAUAAUAAUCACCAAAAGUAGAAAUUUUAGAUUUGAGUGUCUUGUUAGUAUCUGCAUUGUCAGUGCCAAUUUAUCAUUUGAAAUACAUAAUAUUAAUAUGCUUUUUGUUGACAUGGUUAAAUCAAUAAUCUUGAAUAUAACUACAUGGAGGUUAAAUGAAGAAACCAAGACAAGUUACUAUGAAACAGUGGCGUAUCAAGAGGAGUACACAGGGAAAAAUCCCCCUCCCUCAGUUUUUCCCCCGUAGAAAAUGUUUGAAACCAAAAAUCAUGCUCAAGUAGUAGUUAAAAAUCACUUCAUAUCACCUUAUUGUGGGAGCUAGUUCCUCCUCACUUAAUCAUUGAUUCCCCCCAUUCACAUUUGUUUCCCCCACCCCAUUUCAAAACUCUUAGAUAUGCUACUAAUAUGAAACUUUGAGGAAAGUGAUGUAAGAAAUUAUGAUUUAAUGUCUUUUUUUUUUCAUACCAGAGAUGAUUAAAUACCUUGAAAUAUUUAAUCAUUAAGGCUUGCAAUACUAAACAACUUUUUAUUUUUCAUAUUGUCUUGAAAAUUUAACUAAUGAUUAAUAAAAUAAUGAGAUUAUCAAAAUUGGAGUUGCUGGUGCAGUGGUUGAGAUUCACCUGCUCUCCUGUGAGGUCGGAGGUCAUUUAGACCUUUGCUCUGAAUUUCACUUGUGUCAUUGUGCUAGGCAUUAUGCCUACAGUUGUCGCCACCCAAGAGUAUAAAGUGCACUGAUUACUGCUGCAAUAUUUUUAUAUGGUUCCAUGGGCGGUCGUUCCAAUGUCUGCGGUAAUAAUUUGAUAACUGCGUAAAUGUGUGAUAACUGGGUAAACAUGCGUUAACUAUUAUUAUUUUAGAAUGCGAAUCUUUAAACUAAAUUUCACAGAUGUGUGAAGCUAUCUACUAAACUUACCCCAUCCAAUAGGCUUCCGUAUUUCAUGGGCACAUCUAUAAAGACUCCUUCCUCACAGAUUCCAUAGUAAACCUUCCACAACAUAGCCACAUUGUAAAAUGCCAAAACCUUGUUCGUGUGUUUUCCUUAUUAAUUUUGAUUUACCAAAUCUUCAAUGGUGUUCCAAAGUACUUGCCUACUGUUAGGUUUACUUCACAAUUAAUCCUUCAGUGUUUAUAGAUACUGUGUUACUAAGAAAAAUCUUGAGAAAUAAAUCCACUUGGACUGACAGGUUUCAUGAACAGUAAUUCCUAGAUUUUUUAUUUUUAUUACUUAAAAAAAAAAAAGGAUGGUUUUGGUCAAGUUGUUGCUUAUUGGCCAGUAAUAAACCCAUUCAUGAUUUCAGAAUUACAACACCUUUGUUUUUGCCUUUAUUAAAUUAUCAAAAAUUUGGAAGUAAUUUGUUUAUAUAAAUUAUUAUGAAGUUAUUCUCACAAUUAUGUUACUGUACUGUACUGAAUCAUUUUAUGGAGCAAGUAUAAGAGUAUUUUUUUUUUUGUUAGAUCGACCAGAAGUAUUGUCUUCAAAUGUCUGGUACAGUGGGAUUUAUUAUUGCAAAACAAUAGCACAAGUUUGAGGGAGGGAUGUGGGAGGGGAAAGAAAUUGCAAUUUCACAAUUGAUUUUGCAAGCAAAAUUGAAACUUUGGCAGUCUAACUAGGUUAAUAGGGGAACAUACUACUAUCUUGCCCCUAUGGAUUUGCUAAUGCUGUAUAUGUGAAUUUAUAUUUGUAUUACUGUACUGUUAUUAUAUCCACCUGGUCUAACAUGCAAAUUUUUCAGUAACUGUGAUGGUCAUGUGACUGGUUGUAUACAAUUUGAUUUGUUAUUCAUUCUCAUUUGAAUAAAUUGAAAGAUUCAAUGCA
Molecule: messenger RNA, 5397 nt
Organism: Anneissia japonica
Lineage: Eukaryota; Metazoa; Echinodermata; Crinoidea; Comatulida; Comatulidae
Product: cyclin-dependent kinase-like 4
Exons: 12
Coding region: 469-2229 (586 amino acids)
Biological process (GO): protein phosphorylation
Cellular component (GO): nucleus
Molecular function (GO): cyclin-dependent protein serine/threonine kinase activity; ATP binding
Source: RefSeq, a predicted model, not a curated record